Messenger RNA from Suncus etruscus (white-toothed pygmy shrew), 1056 nucleotides. RefSeq names its product doublecortin domain containing 2B (gene DCDC2B). The record is from RefSeq and is a predicted model, not a curated record. The transcript is spliced from 9 exons. Bases 1 to 1056 code for a protein of 351 amino acids. NCBI's taxonomy places the organism in Eukaryota, Metazoa, Chordata, Mammalia, Eulipotyphla, Soricidae. Gene Ontology annotation, biological process: intracellular signal transduction. Gene Ontology annotation, cellular component: microtubule; microtubule organizing center.
AUGGCAGGUGGCAGUCCUGUUAAGAGGGUAGUAGUGAACCGGAAUGGAGAUCCUUUCUCCCCAGGCUGCCGGCUGGUGGUGACCCAUCGCCGCUUCCCCACUCUGGAGACCUUCUUUUGUGAGGUAACGUCAGUGGUGCAGGCCCCGUUAGCAGUGCGAGCCCUCUACACACCGCGCCACGGCCACCCAGUCACCAACCUUGCAGACCUGCAGAAUGGAGGGCACUAUGUGGCUGCGGGUUUUGAGCCAUUUCGCAAGCUCCAGUACUUACCCCCUAGAGGGAAGGAGCCGGGAGUGAAGAGCAGCAGAGCACCAGCUCAAACUCAGAGUGCCAGUAAUGGGAGCCAUGGCCAGCGGGAGAAGGCAGGUGCCCCCUGCUAUAUUCGGGUAUUCAGGAAUGGGGACCUAUUAAGUCCUCCUUUUAGCCUGAAACUAUCCCAGUCUGCCAGUGAGGACUGGAACACAGUAUUGAAGCUCCUAACAGAAAAGGCAAAACUGCAGAGUGGGGCUGUGUGCAAACUCUGCAACCUGGAAGGGGUCCCACUGUCAGCAGUGGAUGCUUUGGAGAGUGGCCAUUUCUAUGUGGCUGUUGGAGAGGAUGAGUUCAAGGCCCUCCCUUAUGUGGAGCUGCUGGUGCCUGCCCCCUUGCUGCCCAGGGGAUGCUGGCACCCCCCAGACCUGAAAUCUAGGCUCUACAAGCAGGGGGCCCAUGGCCCCAGGAUACCAGCAACCCAGCUCUCUCCAAAGGAACCAUCGGGACCCAAAACAUCUAUUUUCUAUGCCAGACCCCAGCAGGCUGGAGAGCCAAGAAGUGAUACCUCAACUCUCUUACUUUCCCCAGGUGUGAAGGGAGUCUACAGUGCUACCCACCUAAGGAGGGAGACAGCAGGGGCUCAGGAAGUAGCAGAUGAUGAUGAUACCAGGACAGAAGAAACCUUGGACCAGAGAGCAGCACAGAUUGUGGAAGAGGACCCAUCUCUGAAAAACCAGCCUGGGGUUGAGGUAGCUCUCUCAGCUUCAGGCCCUGCUCACCAUCCUAAAAGGCAGCAUCUCUGA